Messenger RNA from Anopheles nili, 932 nucleotides. It is a transcript of the gene sturkopf, whose product is annotated as lipid droplet-associated hydrolase. The transcript has 2 exons. NCBI's taxonomy places the organism in Eukaryota, Metazoa, Arthropoda, Insecta, Diptera, Culicidae. Gene Ontology annotation, molecular function: lipase activity. Gene Ontology annotation, biological process: lipid storage. The record is from RefSeq and is a predicted model, not a curated record. Bases 1 to 927 code for a protein of 308 amino acids. Gene Ontology annotation, cellular component: lipid droplet.
AUGCAAGAGUCGUAUCCAGUAAUCGCCAAAGUGCCCACACAUAUUCUUACUUGGGGUAAAUGGAUCGAGGAGUCGCUGGGAGAUAGCAAAGAGAUUGUCUUGUGUAUCACCGGCAAUCCAGGACUUCCUGGAUUUUACACUCAAUUCCUAUCCACAGUCUAUGAAUGUUUGAACAAAGAAUUACCAGUAUGGGUGAUCGGCCAAGCGGGUCACGAUGAAGCAGAUGAAAGUCCAUACAAAAAACCUGUUCCUCCUCUUAGGGGAAACGAGCCUCUCUUCAAUUUGAAUGGGCAGCUUGAACACAAAGUUGCAUUCAUAAGGAAAUAUGUUCCCGAGGGAGUAAAAAUUCAUUUGAUCGGCCAUUCCAUCGGAGCAUAUAUGGCACUAGAAUUGCUUAAAAUUCCCGACAUAAGCGACCGCGUGCAACAUUGCUAUUUUCUGUUUCCUACGCUAGAACGAAUGGCUGAAUCGAAAAACGGUUUUAUUGUCACCAGAUUGAUCAAUCCGGUGUGGUUUGUGUUGCAAUGGUUCUAUCGAAUGUUUGCAAUGCUACCGUUGUUUGUCCGUACUUGGAUUAUUUACAUGUACUAUCUGGUAGACGGCAUUCCAAAACAUUACCUCGGAACCGGGCUCAAGUACAUGAAUCCUAACGUCAUCGAUAAGAUUUGGUUUCUCGCUAUUGACGAAAUGGAAAAGGUAAAGCAAUUGGACAUCGAUACACUGGUCAAGAACAAACAGCGCAUCAAGCUGUAUUAUGGCACCACGGAUGGAUGGGUACCGGUAAAAUACUAUCACGAACUGAAACAACGAAUUCCAGAUGUUGAUGCCGAGCUUUGUACCAGGAAAUACCAACACGCCUUUGUGCUCCGAUCUGCAGCUCAGAUGGGCUAUUCUGUUGGUGAGUGGAUCUUAAAGUAUCGUGUUUAAAAACG